This is a messenger RNA of Podospora pseudopauciseta, 363 nucleotides long. RefSeq lists its product as uncharacterized. Lineage: Eukaryota; Fungi; Ascomycota; Sordariomycetes; Sordariales; Podosporaceae. The coding region runs from base 1 to 363 and encodes 120 amino acids. The transcript has 3 exons. The record is from RefSeq and is a predicted model, not a curated record.
AUGGAAGUUUAUUUGCCCCUGAACGGGGAGUCGGAAGGCGAUGUCCACAACUUGUCGACAACUUCCAGUUUCGAGAUCCACUCCUGUCAGCACUCGGCGAGAUAUUGCUCCCUGAACGACGUGUUCAGAUGCAUUCCCAGGCUGUUUUACGUACAAGAUUUCUACCUGGCCUGCUCAAAGUUGGCUUUCACCUAUUCCCGCAUCUGGACGUCUGUCGUCCUCUAUAUUGAACGCACGCAUCUCCGUGUCAUUCCCAUGUGUUUACUCAACUGGACAACGACUUAUCUACCUGCCGAACCCCGACUUCAAUCCAUCAAAUCACCUUUGUGGUCAGGUCAACACCAGGACUACCUGAUUGGGUAA